AUGGCUACAAACCGAGUCCAAAAUCUCAAAGGGAAAGUUGCUCUUGUGACUGGCUCUAGUCGAGGAAUCGGUGCUGCCGCGGUUAUUCGUCUUGCGGAACAUGGUGCCGAUGUUGUGAUAACAUAUUUGUCAUCGACGAAGUUAGCUGAGGAAGUCGCAGAGAAAUGCCGAGCACUUGGAGUGCGUACUCUCGUUAUACAAGGAGAUUUAACUAAACAAGAAGAUGUCGUAAGACUUUUCAAUGAAGUUCUGGAAAAAUUCGGUCGAUUGGAUAUCGUCUUUUCCAAUGCUGGCAUUGAACAUUGGGGAAAGCCGAAUGAAGUUGACGAAGCACAAAUUGAUAAAGUUUUUGAUAUAAAUGUCAAAUCUCAGUUCUUUGUUGCACAACAAGCAUAUAAAUACAUGAACGACAACGGUCGUCUAAUUCUUAUGUCAUCACUUGCUGCUCACCGAGGCAUUCCGGGCCAUAGUAUUUAUGCUGCUUCAAAAGCUGCUGUUCAAGGUAUGGUUCGCUGUUUAGCGUACGAUUUCGGACCACGAAAUAUCACAGUGAACUGCGUUGCACCUGGUGGAAUCAAAACAGAUAUGUAUGCUGAAUCGGCUCCGAACUAUAUUCCUGGCGCGGAUAAAAUGACCGAAGCUGAACUUGAUCGUGCUGUAGGAAAGUGGAGUCCACUUGGUCGACCAGGUAUCACAGAUGACACUAGCGGAAUCAUUGCACUUUUAGCAAGUCCUGACAGCCAAUGGAUCACUGGACAAACAUUGCAAGUUAGUGGUGGUGCUCAAAUGACCUAA
Molecule: messenger RNA, 795 nt
Organism: Adineta ricciae
Lineage: Eukaryota; Metazoa; Rotifera; Eurotatoria; Adinetida; Adinetidae
Source: the annotation of a GenBank genome assembly